Messenger RNA from Chelonoidis abingdonii (Abingdon island giant tortoise), 1508 nucleotides. RefSeq names its product claudin 23 (gene CLDN23). NCBI's taxonomy places the organism in Eukaryota, Metazoa, Chordata, Testudines, Testudinidae. The record is from RefSeq and is a predicted model, not a curated record. Gene Ontology annotation, molecular function: structural molecule activity. Gene Ontology annotation, cellular component: bicellular tight junction; membrane.
UUUCGGUCAGAGCAGCCAGUUUCCUUCUGCUGGGAACAGAGCAAAGAGGAAGCCAACAGUACCGCCGAUGCCCCCUGCGACCGGGCUGACAAACCCAGCAGGGGAGGGCUUGCGCAGAGGCUAACAGCUCUGGGCUGCGUGGGCAGGGCAGGCGCCAGGGCCACGCAGGAGGAAGGGCCCUGUGCUGGGCAGACCACAGCAGCUGACGGGGACGGACACGGCUUUAUCUGCCUCUGAAGCAGCGCUGCUCCUUCCAUCCCGUGACUGGGUUCUCCUCUCCCCAGCACAUCGGGGCACCAGGGCCGGUGGUUCCAUUCCUGCCUCCUCCCUGGUCCCUGCAACAUGCGGACGCCGUCGGUGAUGAUCGUGGGCCUGGUGCUGGGCCCCUGCGGCCUGCUGCUGAACCUGGUCAGCACGCUGACUCCUUGCUGGAGGCAGGUGAGCAGUAUAUCCGGCAAGCCCAUUGACGUGGUCUAUCAGCAGGGCAUCUGGGAACUCUGCCAAGAGACCCAGAGCACACGCCAGCGCCAGUGCGGCCUGGCUGAUGAACUCGGCUACUUCCCCACGCAGCCAGUGCAGGUGGCCAAGGGGCUGAUGGUCUCCUCGCUGGUUGUGACUGUGCUGGGGCUGGUGGUGGCAGCUCUGGGGGUGCGCUGCUGGCAGGAAGAACCCCACUAUCUGCUGGCAGGCCUCUCCGGCCUGAUACUCUUCGCCUCUGGGCUGAUGAGCCUCAUCCCUGUCUCGUGGUACAACCACUACCUCAGCGCCCUGCCCGCGCCCACAGGCAGCACCCUGGAGGUGGGCUACAGCCUGGUGCUAGGCUACCUGGGCAGCUGCCUGGAGCUCAUCGGGGGCUUCUCCCUGGCACUCAGCCUCCACCAGUGCUGCCAGGAGUGCAGGAGAAAGAAGACAACCACCAAAUAUCCCCACCACAGCCAGCCGGGCCCCGCCACCGUAUCUUCCAGAGACUUCAUGCCCCGCAGCCAGAAGCCAGCUCCCAAGUCCUUUAGCAACCCCGUGGAUGUGCUGGAGGGAGAAAGAAGCAUCAGCCGCUCCCUGCCCUGCGACUCAGAUUUAUAGCCCUGCCAUGGCAGGCUGGGCAGAUACAGCCCCUACCAACACGGACGCGGGCAGUGCAGAGGAGCCCCUGCCAGCGAGAGGCCAAGGCUGGCAGGAAGGGGCGCUGUGCCGAGCCCGGCUAAUAGCAGCAAGGACCUCUCCCUGCCUCUGUGCAGAUGGACCCUCCUGCUGCAGCAGCUGGGGCUGAUGAGAGUUUGGGACCCAGUAGCUGGAACUGCAGCCAUUUCUUGUGGGCUCUGGACAAGAGGUGGAUAUUUCUGUGGAAGCAGAGCAAGAGUGGCAUUACUGAUGAUUUGCACAUUACUGCCUGGCCAUGGUGACUUAGUUAGCGGGAGGUGGCAGAUAAAAUCUUCAGAAACACCUAUGUGACUUAAGACCCUCCAGCUCAUUGGAAGUCAAUGGGAUUUAGGCUCCUAAGUGCCUAAAUU